Molecule: messenger RNA, 312 nt
Organism: Staurois parvus
Lineage: Eukaryota; Metazoa; Chordata; Amphibia; Anura; Ranidae
Source: the annotation of a GenBank genome assembly
CACCUGUGCCCACCAGUGCCACCCACCUGUGCCCACCCACCUGUGCCCACCUGUGCCACCCACCUGUGCCCACCUGUGCCACCCACCUGUGCCCACCCACCAGUGCUGCCCACCAGUGCCACCCACCAGUGCAGCCCAGCAGUGCUGCCAGUCAGUGCCACCAUCAGUGCCGCCAGUCAGUGCCCAGCAGUGAUGCCAGUCAGUGCCGUCUAUCAGUACCCAUCAUCAGUGUCACCUAUCAGUGCCGCCUAUCAGUGCUGCAUAUUAGUGCCGCCUAUCCGUGACACCUCAUUAGUGCUGUCUAUCAGUGCC